CAUCGAUGUCUCUCGAGUAAUGCUGGGGUAGUGCAAAGUAAAUAUGAUAAUUGUUAGAUCCCGUCCGUCUCAGGCAACACAUGAGCACGUCAUCAAAAUGGCUUUGAGACGUCUUGCCAGCAACCUUGUAAUGGCUGCAAGACCCAUCCAGCAGCAGAUGAGAAAUUACAGGGCAGCUGUCCUCACAGAGUUUGGAAAGGCUUUGGAAGUGCAGGAGCUGAAGUCAAAGCAGUUGGGAGAUCAUGAGGUGCGUGUUAAUGUCUACAACUGCGGCGUGAAUGCCUCUGACAUCCUGACAUGCCAGGGAGUGUAUGAAAAUCUGCCACAGCUACCGUUUGUGCCAGGCUUCGAGUUCUCUGGUGAAGUUACUGAGGUGGGCUCCCAGGUGACGUCCGUGCAGAAGGGCGGGCGCGUGAUCGGUCUGCAGAGCACCGGCAGUGGCGGCUUCGCCGAGGAGAUCGUCUCCCACGUCGCGGACCUGUUCCCGGUGGACAACUCGCUGGAGUUCGAGGCGGGCGCCUCACUGGCGGACACGUACGCCACGGCGCUGCUAGGCCUGCAGCGGCGCGCCGCCCUCCAGAGGGGCGACACGGUCCUGGUGACGGCGGCCGCCGGCGGACUCGGCCUCGCUGCCGUCGACCUAGCCGCCAACGUCUUCAAGUGUCAGGUGAUCGCCGUCUGCGGCACGGAGGACAAAGCGUCCCUGGUGCGCGAGAAGGGCGCGUUCGCGGCGCUCGGCUACCACCGCGACCACCUGCGGCACAAGGUGCACGAGGUGGCCGGCGAGCGAGGCAUCAAGGUCAUCUUCGACGCGGUCGGUGGCGAGGUGUUCGAGGAGGCGAUCAAGUGUGUGGCGCACGAGGGCAAGGUGAUCGUGGCCGGUUUCGCGUCGCGCACAGUGCCGCACGUGGCCACGAGUGCUCUGCUGCCGCGCUCGUUCGCCCUCAUCGGCCUCUCGCUGCGGCACUACCGGGAGGCCGACAACGCCGUCUUCAGGCAGGCCGUGCUGGACGUGAUCGAGCUGCACGAGGCCGGCCUGAUCGCGCCCCACGUGUCCGCCCAGUUCCCGCUGGAUGAGGUCAACCAGGCGCUGAGCUUCAUCUCCGAACGGAAGUCGACUGGCAAGGUUCUGCUCGACAUCCGGUGACCUGACCUCGGGUCGUCUGGGGUCGCCGAGGUCGGCCAGCGUGCUCGCCGUGCCGUGGGUGUGAUGUAGCGGGCCGUCUGGACGCGGCUCAUGCUGUCUCGCGUUCAACGGUAAUGGAUGCGCUUUUUGACUUCGCGGCUGCGAGGAUUUCGCUCUUAUUCACUGCGUGGCUCGCAGCCUCUGGAUGUCGUCCUUGGCGUGGCCACGAGGCCGUUUCGUCAUGUUGCCGGCGGCUUCUUCUGGGCUUCAGGCCGGCUGCAGUACUGCUGCCGCGUCAGCUUCAAACUCCCCGUGUAGGUGGCUUGCCUAUGUGCGUUGGCAUACAGGCCGAACGUCACCAAUACGAGUGGUAUUGAUGUCCGCUAAUGCAUCACGUGUAGACAGACACUGGUAUUGUCUGUUGAUUGACGCGAUUGGCCGUUUCACACCGGUCUCGGUGCAUAUGCGAAUCCAGAAUAUACAUAUUAUUUGUG
Molecule: messenger RNA, 1620 nt
Organism: Pollicipes pollicipes
Lineage: Eukaryota; Metazoa; Arthropoda; Thecostraca; Pollicipedomorpha; Pollicipedidae
Product: quinone oxidoreductase-like protein 2
Exons: 8
Coding region: 44-1147 (367 amino acids)
Cellular component (GO): mitochondrion
Molecular function (GO): oxidoreductase activity
Source: RefSeq, a predicted model, not a curated record